UUUAUGGUACAACUUAAAAUUGUACAUUUAGGUUAUGGUACAGCUUAAAAUUGUACCUAUACUUUUUGUACAAAUUCUUUUACGGUACAACUUGAACUUGUACCUUUAUGUGAUGGUACAACUUCAAGUUGUAAAGUUGUACCAUAACAUAACGGUACAAAUUGCUUUAUGGUACAACCUAAACUUGUACAUUUAAUGUUAUGGUACAACUUUAAAUUGUACAUUAAAGCACCAAUACUAUAUAGCAUAGUAGAAGUGCUCGAGGAGGAUGAUGAUGAUUUGCAAUCUCUCUUCACGUGGAAUUCCUCAUGCGAUUCAAUACACCAAAAUGGUAUUGCACCAUGUACCCGACGUGGAUCUGCUGGUAACUAACUCUCAGUCCAUACUCGGAUUUUGAAUGCGCAAUGUACAUCUUGGAAAAAAAUCAUAUAACAGAUUAUUGACGACGAUCCUAAUAUACAUGCUAAAAUUUCAUAAUGUAAAUAAUUCAUCAUAUUGGUUGACUUGUACUUGCUAAUAUGAAGACUGAACUCUGCCCUUUCAUAUAGUCUCUAAAACAAAAUCCAAAAAAUGAGGACAGAAAGUUGUAUAAUAAUUAGGCUAAACAUUGAGAAGUUAGGCUAUCCAAAUGUUGAAAAAAUGAAAAUAGGAUUUGGUAAAGUCCAAACUUUUUUGUAUUUCUUUCUUUGGUGCAUUUUUCUCUCCUACUUUUGCUGCUAUUCAGAUGGCAUUAGGCUAAACAUCAACCGAUACUAUAGGUGGUUGCAUUGAACUGAUACCUAAAAAACAUGUAUGAGUCAAUAGAGUUCUCUAAAGAUCCCAAUUUCAAGGUACAAGUUGUAGGCAGCCUCAACCAUAAAAUCAUGGCUAGCAAUUAGAGUGGGCUAACGAUUUCGUUUGAUACGAAUUCGAUAUAAAUGAGCUGAAUUACAUUCGAUCCAGACACAAUAAGAACCAAUCAUUACUUUUCGUUAUGAUCUUAUAUUUUGGUUUAUAACUCACUUACGAUUGCCUAAUGAACAUAUAAGCCUCCGCAAAGUUAAUACUCUCUCUAAUAAAAUGAAAUUUGUACCGACCUUUUGUACCAGAUAAACAACUAAAUAUUAUAUUAAGGGGUCGUUUGGAAGUUGCGAUAGUUUUUUGUUGAGAUUGUCAUUAUGCAUGUAUUGUUUACAAUGCAUUGUUUUUUUUUUGUUUUUUUAGCAGAAACAAUACAUGGAUUGUUUCUGUGAUGUGACAGAAACUAUCACUCAUUUUGAGUGAUUGUUAUAUCUCAACUUUUAGUUGUGAUUGUUGAGAUAGUUGAGUUGAGAUUGUUUUGUCUCAGCUUUUAGCUGAUGCGACAUACACAAUCACACAUACCAAACAUUGUAUUCUACAAUGCAUCAAAUUCGACAAUACAUGUAUAAUAUUAUACAUGCAUUCUCAACAAUACAUAUAUUUAACAAUUGCAACUUCCAAACUAACCCUAAUACACAACUAUUUUUGAACUAGUGAUCAAAAGGGUAAUACUAAUCACCGAUCCACUUUCAAAAAUCCCUCCUCCCGCAAACUUUGCUCUUUUUUCUUAACCGCUCCACCAUUUCAUCUCUCCCUUCUCCCACCCUUUCCCUUUCCCUUGCCCUCAAAUCAAAUCCCACAAAACCGUAUCUCUUCUUCUUCUCCCUCUCUCUGUCUCUCCGAUCUUUCUCUCUCAGAAGACAGAAUGAGAGAUGCAGCAUCAUCAGUAGCCAAAUCCAGAUUGGUAUCUGAGAUUUGCUCUCUGUCAACUCUCACCAUUGCCUGCAUCCACAGAGAAUUUCCCCGCCUCUCUUCCCCUGCCUCGUAUUUCAUCGACUGGUAUCGCCUUCUCGGCGUUGAAGAAAAUGCAGAUUCCGACGACAUCAGAAGGCGGUACCAUCGCCUCGCUCUACAGCUUCAUCCUGACAAGAACAAUCACCCGAAAGCCGAGAUCGCAUUCAAGCUCAUCCUCCAGGGGUACUCUGUUCUAUCAGACAAUGUGAAGAGGAGACAGUUCGAUUGUGAGAGGAAGAAAUGCUUCUGCAUUGAAUGCAACAGAAUCCCUUACUCAGCACCAAAGGUGAAGGAACCCAUCAACGAGAGUCACUCGAGGGCUUACCGAAUUCGGCAGGCUUUGAAGGACAUAAGGGAGAGGUUCAAGGAAGAGGCUAGAGUGAUGGAGAAUUGUCUCAAGGUCAACGCUUCUUCAUCUUCCAGAAGGGACGAAGCCCCGGUUUUCGUGCCAUCUUCUGCGUCGAACCAGUCGUUGUUGUUCCAAUGCAGAUCGAGGAGAGAAUCUCCCAUCUUCGACCCGUGUAACUACGGAGCUGAAGGGUAUCCUCAUUUUAGGGAGAGGAGGAGCUUUAGCAAGAAGCCUGAGAGUUUCUGGAAUAUGCAGAGGAGACAGACUUUUAGUAAUAAUGGACAGGGGUCAAGAACGUUUGAAGUUCCUGUGUUUGAGAAUAGGGUAGAUAGAGGGAUAUUGAAAAGCAAACCUGCUUGCGUCCAUUCAUAAGCAUUCUUCUCUAUAAUGAGGGAAAUUCAGCAUUCUUUUUUAACAUUAGGGAUUGUUCCUGUGUUGCUGUCUGCUAAUUGGUGGUGCUGCUGAAAAACGACUCAAUACAACUGCUGACAAGAGAGCAUUACACAUUUUCUGAUAACCAUAACACAACACGUCAACACCAUGCAGCUGCGAGUGCAAUGAAGAGAGCAUUAACAUAAACACUGUUUAACAGCAAGCAUACAAUUCCAUAGAGUUAGUUUUCAUAAUACAUAACAAGCAUACAAAAUAUGGUUGUCUUCGGUUAGCAAAGACUGUCAUUGGGUGGGCUUCGCAAUGGCAGAUGGACAAAAAAGAGAAACAUCUGUU
Messenger RNA from Linum trigynum, 2869 nucleotides. The record is from the annotation of a GenBank genome assembly. NCBI's taxonomy places the organism in Eukaryota, Viridiplantae, Streptophyta, Magnoliopsida, Malpighiales, Linaceae.